Molecule: messenger RNA, 1468 nt
Organism: Prinia subflava (tawny-flanked prinia)
Lineage: Eukaryota; Metazoa; Chordata; Aves; Passeriformes; Cisticolidae
Gene: BARHL2
Product: BarH like homeobox 2
Exons: 3
Coding region: 353-1468 (371 amino acids)
Biological process (GO): regulation of transcription by RNA polymerase II
Cellular component (GO): nucleus
Molecular function (GO): DNA-binding transcription factor activity, RNA polymerase II-specific; RNA polymerase II transcription regulatory region sequence-specific DNA binding
Source: RefSeq, a predicted model, not a curated record
GCGGCAAAAGCCCGGGUUUAUAAUAAACGGCGGGGGGGACGCGGCGGCUGUGACGUCACGGGGGGAGUCGCCGCCGCCGAGAGGAGCUCGGUGGGCACGGGCGGGCGCGCCGCAGUGGCCGGUGUCCGCCCCGCUCCGCGCCCGCAACUUCCCGCAACAAAGUUGGUUAGCGGCGGACCGGCCCGGCGGCGAUGUGGGGCUCUGCGGGGGCCCCGAGUUAGUGUCGACCGCGCCGCCGGUACGCGGGUUGGGGUAACCCGGUUCCGCCCCCCCCAUCCCUUCUCCUCCACCCCCGGUGAGAGACCCCCGCGGCCGCCCACGGGGAUGCGGACGCGGCGCUGAGCGUUUCGCCAUGGAGGGGCCGAGCGGGUCCAGCUUCGGGAUAGAUACGAUCCUGUCGGGUGGCAGCACCGGCAGCCCCGGAGUCAUGAACGGAGAUUUUCGCCCCCACGGCGACGGCCGGCCGGCGGAUUUCAGGAGCCAGGCCACGCCGUCCCCCUGCUCGGAAAUCGACACGGUGGGGACGGCGCCCUCAUCGCCCAUCUCGGUGAGCAUGGAGCACCCCGAGCCGCACCUGGGGGUGGCGGAAAGCCUCCCGCCGCCGCCGCACCACCUCCACCUCGGCCCACACCCGCCGCCGCCGCCGAGUUUGCAGCCGUCGCCCCCGCAGCCACCGCCGCCACAGCUGGGCUCGGCCAGCUCCGGCCCCAGGACUUCCACCUCUUCUUUUUUAAUUAAAGACAUUUUGGGCGACAGCAAACCGCUAGCGGCGUGUGCACCUUACAGUACCAGCGUCCCCUCUCCCCACCACACUCCCAAGCAGGAGGGCAGCGCGGCCCCGGAGAGCUUCAGGCCCAAACUCGAGCAGGAGGACGGUAAAGCCAAGCUCGACAAGCGCGACGACACGCAGGGGGACAUCAAAUGCCACGGGACAAAGGAGGAGGGCGAUCGGGAGAUCAGCAGCAGCCGGGACAGCCCGCCAGUGCGGGCCAAGAAGCCUCGGAAGGCACGAACAGCCUUCUCCGACCAUCAGCUCAACCAGCUGGAGCGCAGCUUCGAGCGGCAGAAGUACUUGAGCGUGCAGGACCGCAUGGACUUGGCCGCCGCCCUCAACCUCACCGACACGCAGGUCAAAACCUGGUACCAGAACCGAAGGACGAAGUGGAAGCGACAGACGGCGGUGGGCCUGGAGCUGCUGGCCGAGGCCGGGAACUACUCAGCGCUGCAGCGGAUGUUCCCCUCGCCCUAUUUCUAUCACCCCAGCCUGCUGGGCAGCAUGGACAGUACGACGGCGGCUGCGGCGGCCGCAGCCAUGUACAGCAGCAUGUACCGGACUCCCCCCGCGCCGCACCCCCAGCUCCAGCGGCCGCUGGUGCCGAGGGUGCUGAUCCACGGGCUGGGGCCCGGCGGGCAGCCGGCCCUCAACCCCCUGGCCAACCCCAUGCCCGGCACCCCGCACCCCCGGUGA